UAAAAGUCAAACAAAUGAAUGAAUGACUGAAUUGUUUACUCGUAUUUUGAGAGACAAUACACAACACAAGCGUUGAUAACAAUAAUUAGCGACAAAUCUCUUUGAGUGGUGUCUUUGAAUUGAGUGCCAAAACGCGACCACAGAUCAGAUGGUGGACUGAAUCGGCCACUAAUGGAGAGCAAUGGUCUGGAAGUGAAUCAAUCGCUGUUCGCGACGGCCGUCGCCGACGCCAAUGGAGUCUCGUUUCAGGACUUCUUCGACGACCGAUCGAUCGACAGUUUGGAUCAAUUGGUCUUCGAUAGCAAUCAUAUCAACUCGAGUGGACACGAGUUCGGCAAUGGAUACGAAUUGGGGGACAAUCGGCGCGACGACGACGAGGACGACGAUCGCCGCGACGACAACGCGAACCACAACGGGUCCGACGGCGAAGAGGACGACGACCGCAACGACUCCAUCGGGUGUGACGUCCCCUUCGAGUAUAUCAUACAUGAACAGCAAAAUGACAGUUACAUUCAUCACACGAUAUCUCAAGACUCGAUAACAAUGCACAUCAAUCCGGGCAACAGUCCGAUGCCGCGCAACCCGACGCACCUGACACUGACCAUCGAGAGUCGCAACGAGGCGUCGGGUAUGAAAGAGAUCAAGCGGUUCCGCUGUACAUACGAGGGCUGCGCGCGAACUUACAGUACGGCCGGCAAUCUGAAGACCCAUCAGAAGACCCACACCGGAGAGUAUACGUUCGUGUGCUCGCAGGACGGCUGCGGCAAAGCCUUCCUCACGUCCUAUAGUCUUAAGAUUCACGUCAGAGUCCACACCAAAGAGAAGCCGUUCGGGUGUCCCAUCAGUGGCUGCGAUAAGGCAUUCAACACACUAUACAGACUGAAAGCGCACCAGAGGUUACACAACGGCAACACAUUUAACUGCAAACAAUUUGGUUGUCUUAAGUUCUUCACCACUUUGAGUGAUCUGCGGAAGCAUUCGCGCACUCAUACGGGAGAGAAGCCCUACGCCUGCGCUGAGAACGGCUGCGGGAAGGCCUUCGCCGCCAGUCAUCACCUGAAGACACACGUGCGCACCCAUACGGGUGAGCGGCCCUACUCUUGCCAUCAGAAUGGCUGCCAAAAGUCAUUCACCACUCAAUACAGUCUGAAGAGUCAUUUGCAUCGACACGACAAGAGAGUGGAAGAGUUGGACAACUCAUUAAACAAUUAUCAGUCAAUUAUUACCAAUAAUAGCAAUAACACAAUGAAUGCCAAGAAUUUAGCCAACAGUGAGACAAAUGGUGCGAUAAAUGGGAGUCAAGACUAUACAGUGAUGAACGACAACGAGGCGGCGGCUCUCCUCACGUCCCUCUGGGGCUCAAAGCUGUCGCACAACGAGCCCUAUCUGCCAAACAAUUUCACUAUUCUUAACGAACAGUCCACUCACAAGAUUGUCAACACCAAUGGCUCUAACAUUACUGCUUACGCAUUGAUUCCCAUCAGUGGUGUGGAAGUGCCUCUCGAAGGUUAUAUCAUACCAGAGGUUGUGAACAUAACUCAA
Medioppia subpectinata is the source of this 1542-nucleotide messenger RNA. NCBI's taxonomy places the organism in Eukaryota, Metazoa, Arthropoda, Arachnida, Sarcoptiformes, Oppiidae. The record is from the annotation of a GenBank genome assembly.